UCCAUAAUAUUCCACACACGUCAAUUCAUUUUCACAUGAAUUAUCACAACAACAAAUACUUUUCAAACACCGCCCCAAAAUCAAUCUCAUUUUCCUUCUUCCCCUAUCAAAUUCUACUCAUCGUAAUCCCAAUUAUCAGAAAAGACAUAAACCCCAUACCCCAAUUUUCUGACCUAAUCCGCAAAACUUAUCUAUUCGCGGCAAAUGGAAUUCGUGCUAAGAGGAUAAUAAUAACCUCCUACUCUCCUCGGAAAAUCUGAAAAAUGUCUGCUGCUGCUGCUGCUGCUGCAUCUUCUCUGUUAGGUUUACCUGAAAUUUCUGUGAAUUCGUUUAUCAAGAACCCUAAGAAGAAGAAUGGAAAGAUUGGGAUUGUGCAGGUUAGGUGUUUGAGUAAAAGUACGAGUAGUGAUAGUAGUAUUACGAAGAAGAAGAAUAGGUAUUGUGAUGUUAAGAUAAGUGAUGUUUAUAAUUUGGAAUUUUCAUCACAUUUUUCUGCACCUGUGAAAGAGAAACAACAGAAUGAUAAUAAAGAUGAUGAAGAGAAACAGAAUUAUUAUGUCAAUAGUGGGUAUGCUAUUAGGACAUUGAGAGAAGAGUUUCCUCAGAUUUUUUAUAAAGAGCUUAAUUUCGAUAUCUACAGGGAUGACAUUGUCUUCAAAGACCCUCUCAACACCUUUGUCGGCAUCAAGAACUACAAAUCAAUUUUCUGGGCUUUACGCUUCUAUGGCAAGAUAUUCUUCAAAGGUUUAUGGGUUGACAUCAUCAAUGUUUCACAGCCAAUUGGAGUUGAUAAGGUCAUAAUGGUUCGUUGGACCAUUCAUGGUAUACCUCGAGUCCCAUGGGAGAGCCAUGGCCGAUUUGAUGGUACUUCAGAGUACAAGCUUGAUAAGAAUGGAAAGAUUUAUGAGCACAAAGUGGAUAAUAUCGCCCUGACCUCACCUCCAAAGUUGUUUCGAGUACAAGCAGUGGAGGAAUUGAUACAGUCACUUGGUGUCCCUUCUACCCCUAGACCAACUUAUUUCGAGGCUUUAUCGGCUUCAGUUGCAAGUACAACGCCAUUCAUUCAGAGAUUUACUUGGGUGAGGUACUAUCUGGCUUUCAAACUUGCUCUUAGUUGGAGAUCUGCCUCAGAGUCUGGAGCGUGAAUGGAAUUGGCAGGACCUUGCAAGUAUACAAACUUUUCGGUAUGUACUGUUACUUAUCUACCUAUCCCUGUAAAAACCUAUAUUCGAUACAACACUUGGGAUCAUUAUCAUCACAGCUCAUCAAUGUCUGGGAACUGGGCAGUCCUGUUUCUCAGAUUCUCAAUCAUUUGAUUCCAAUUUUGAGUGUGAAGAGAAAAACUAUCUCAACCUGCUGGUAAACCUGAAUAAUUAUGUAUAUUUCUGUACAGUAUAAUCUGAACGACUGCUUAGCAUAACUCCUCAUUGUUGCUCAA
This is a messenger RNA of Papaver somniferum (opium poppy), 1438 nucleotides long. RefSeq lists its product as uncharacterized. The record is from RefSeq and is a predicted model, not a curated record. Bases 264 to 1145 code for a protein of 293 amino acids. Lineage: Eukaryota; Viridiplantae; Streptophyta; Magnoliopsida; Ranunculales; Papaveraceae. The transcript is spliced from 2 exons.